Messenger RNA from Closterium sp. NIES-67, 2255 nucleotides. The record is from the annotation of a GenBank genome assembly. Lineage: Eukaryota; Viridiplantae; Streptophyta; Zygnematophyceae; Desmidiales; Closteriaceae.
AAACGCUGCUGCUUGAGUUUCUAAACGCUAAGGUAAACGCACUCUCGGGCAGCCGGAAAAAAAAUUCCGGGCAGGGUAAAAAAACCUGGGAUAGGUAGGGGGAGGCAAGGGGAUUAUGGUUGACAACAAUUUUCCUCCAAAUUAUAUCACAUAAAAAAAAAUUGGCAUGUCAAAUCCACAUGUCAACGACAACCACAUGUACUACCUACUACCACCCUCUAAUCAACAGCACCCUCCGUCUUCCUUCCUCCACCCUCCUACCCAAAAGCCCCCCAUGCUUCUUAACCGCCGCCGCCACUCCCUCAUCUCCUCCUACUCCUCCUCCUCCUCCUCCCCAUACUCGUCCUCGAGCACGGGCUCAUCUCCAUACUCAUCCUCCUCUAACUGCCCCUCCUCAUCGACGUUGUAUCCUUUUGGAAUGGGAGCAUCCGGGAUGUUCCCCGCAAGAACCGCCCUACUCUCCUCGCUGGUUUUGUGCCAGUUGCGCACAACGUUCCAGUUGUGCGCAACAAACACCAAGUCCCGGCACUUCUCGGGCCCGAGACGGUUGCGGCGUGCAGUGUGCACCGAUUCCCACACUGCCCACCCGCGCUCGCAGCUGGAUGCAGACACCGGCUGCGUGAGCACACGACACGCGAGCUCUGCCAGCUCGGGGUGGUCGGUCCCGUGCCAGGUCCACCAGUCCUCCAUACUUAGACUCCCCUCCUUCACUUUCUGCCGCUGCAUUAUUGCGUCGGGUUUGCCGAAGGAACCCCUCAGCUUCAGGAAUGCAGUCACUCCCUCCUGCAGUACCACUACCGCACUCUUCUCCUUUGCCUCCUUACGAUCGAUGGUGAUGGUGCUGCUGUAUCGGCCAAUGAACUCCUUAAACAGGUCGGUGCACUCCUUGUCGGGGCCAAAGAUCUUAGCAACCUGGUUGGCCGGGUUGAGGAUCCGGCCAACAGCAUGCAGUGGGCAAGCCAUGCUGACGUCCCACCGAUGCUGGAUGAUCUCCCCAAUCCCCUCCUUAUCCUCCGGCGCCAGCUGCAAGUCUUCCUUCUUCAACAGAUCAGUCACGUCCACAUCAAUGCAGUCGGCAAACAUGGCGCCGAAGUCAUUGACUAACAUGACGUUCGCUUGCGGCCUCCCGCACCGGUCUGUCAUCAUGUCUGAAGCCACGGUGACGCCAUGCCUCUCCCAAUUCUGUUUGAGUGCAUCAAGGGCGAGAUCGAUGCGGGUGCGACACUCCUUCAACCCCGCUCCUCCAAUGUACGUGCGUUUGGGCGGCACGUACGUUGUUCCCGCACGAGCGACCGCAUGCACGGCAUCGACGAAGAGUGGGUGGUCGGCAUGACGUUCUGGGAUGCGGAGGGCUGCAAACAUGAGGCACAAUGCCGCAUCCGCCUCACGCUUAGCACAUGCCACGCCGUUGCUGAAAUACGUAGUUAUCUUGCCCCGCUUUCCCCCUCCCCCCACGGCCUCCACCGCAUCCGCGACCUCCUUACGCUUCUGGGCCUUGACAGACGCCUUCCCUUCGUAUAGUGCCUGCAUUGCCUCCCUCACCUCCUUUGGCGCCGAGGGACAUUCCUUGACCUCCCGCCGCCCCUGUCCUUCCCACUCCGCGAAAUGCAUAGCGCACCGGUUGGGAAUGCCUACAAAAGACAGCCCGCAAUAACGACAUUCCACCCUAGCUGUGGCGACCCCGGCCUCCUUAACUCUAACUUUGUAAUGCUUGUAAACAUCAUGAUUAGACUCUGCCUCGUAAAUAUUUGACGCUGCAGACGCUGUAGGAUUAGCGUCUGCAGCACCAUUAGGGGGGGUCGACAUGGGCGUGGGCCCUUAACUUAGCGCGAAAUUAGGUGGCAAGGGUGAGUGGGCGUGGGAGAUGAGAGAAUGACGACUAAAUCUGAUCUACGGCUAUGUCGCGCGGAACUCUAGGGUUCCCGUUUCUCAUGGAGAAGAGAUUGUGAUGGAAGAAGGGGAGAAAGUGGUUAGGUUGGAGUGGCCGUAGAUGAACAGGGUGCUGUGCGGUUGAGCGGGGCAAAAGAAUUGGAUGCGUUUUUUGGUCGCUAGGUUGGGAUUUGCGACUUGGCGAAUGUCUAGUUGAAUUCGCCAGGUCGCAAUGUCGCGAAAAAAUUUUGGUCGAUUUUUUCGUCGGGCUGCCCCUAAAAUUUUACCCGAGCGUUUAGCGUUUUACCACGCGUUUAGCGUUUAGCGUUUAAACGCUAAACGCUGCCCCGCCAGAGCGUUUGCGGUCACGUAGCUUUCAACCAAAC